Capsella rubella is the source of this 1341-nucleotide messenger RNA. RefSeq lists its product as uncharacterized. Gene Ontology annotation, biological process: gravitropism; regulation of growth. The transcript is spliced from 6 exons. Lineage: Eukaryota; Viridiplantae; Streptophyta; Magnoliopsida; Brassicales; Brassicaceae. The record is from RefSeq and is a predicted model, not a curated record. Bases 55 to 942 code for a protein of 295 amino acids.
ACAUAUACAUUGAUCUCUUUGUUACAGACAAUUGUCAAAAGAAAAAGAAAAAGCAUGAAGCUCUUCGGAUGGAUGCAGACCAAGCUUAAUGUGGAUCAAAACAGACCAAGCACUUCCUCUGCUUCUUCUCAUCAUGUGAAGCAAGGGCCUAGGGAGGAGUUUAGCGACUGGCCUCACGCGCUGCUUGCUAUUGGAACAUUCGGUACAACAAGAAACAGUGUGAGUGACAACGAGGGCAAGAACGUUCAUGAAGAGAUUGAAACGGAGAAAAAGUGUACCACACAAGCCGAGCAAGAAGAAGAGCCUUCUUCUUCUGAUGAUCUUGAAGAUUUCACUCCUGAGGAGGUUGGAAAACUGCAGAAGGAGUUGAUGAAGCUCUUGUCAAGAACUAAGAAAAGGAAGUCUGAUGUGAACAGAGAGCUCAUGAAAAAUCUUCCUUUGGAUAGAUUCUUGAACUGUCCAUCGAGUUUAGAAGUCGAUAGGCGAAUCAGCAAUGCGCUUAGCGCUGUAGUAGAUUCAUCAGAGGAGAAGGGGGAAGAUAUGGAGCGAACGAUUAACGUUAUUCUAGGUAGAUGCAAAGAGAUAACAACAGAGAGUAAGAAGAAUAAUAAGAAGAGAGACAUAAGCAAGACCUCUGCCUCAUAUCUUUUCAAAAAAAUCUUUGUCUGCGCAGAAGGGUUUUCUACAUCCCCAAGCCCUAGCUUGAGAGACACGCUUCAAGAAUCAAGAAUGGAGAAAUUAUUGAAGAUGAUGCUACAUAAGAAGAUCAAUUCGCAAGCCUCCUCAAAACCAACGUCGACAACAAAGAGAUGCUUGCGAGACAAGAAACAGCUCUCACUGAAGAGUAGUGAAGAAGAAGAAACUAGCGAAAGAAGAAGAAGUAGUAGCGACGGAUAUAAAUGGGUGAAAACAGACUCGGACUUCAUCGUUCUUGAAAUCUGAUCCAACUUUGGUCAUUUAAGCUCUUGCAAAAAUCUUUUCCAAGCACAGAUUCAAAAUCUUCUCGAGAAAAUUCAAAGAAAUAAUGAAAUGAGUACCCUCUCUCAUUUCUGAGGAAAUUUUUUGGUGCAUCUGCAGAUUAAGCCUUGGUGGUUCAUAAUGUUUAUUAACUUUUUUUUUUUUUUUUGCAUGGUUAGAUCUGUGGGCACUUGGGUCCAUAGAACCAAACAUGUUCUUGAAAAUUGCAUACAUGCGUAUAUAUGUAUAAUUGUAUAUAUGUGAAAUGUCAAAGAGUAUAUACAUACAUACAUGUGUGCGUGUGAUUUGUGUAAUUUUUAAGGUGGAUAACCUCAGCUUAUAAAAAGAUUAUUAUUUCGUUUUUUCAUUUUUCGUUUCAUGAUU